GUCUGUUCAACGUACGGUUCGUUCGUUUCAGAUAUCGCGCGAAAGCUGUUGAGAGUGUUUGUUUCUGGCGCAUUUUAGUAAUUGCUCGUGAAGAGAAGAAGUGUUCGAAGUUUUAAUUUUUUUCAGACUGAUAAUAUAUUUUAACUAUGUUUCAAAUAGGAGAUAAAAUCGAAGCUAGAAUGCCGGGGUCUAGGCUGUAUUCUCAAGCUGAGGUAUUAGAGACAAAAGGGACCUCAUGUCUCAUUAAAUUUGGUGACGGCGCUGUACAUCAAGUACAAGAAAUUUACAUUCGACCUGUAACUAAAACUGUAACGCGAUCCCGCCGAAACAGUAGAUCUCCAGCACGUAGAAAACCUACUGAAGUGAUUGUUUCAGAUCUUUCAGAAGAUGUUGUGAAGACAAAUCAAAAAUCAUUAGAUGAAGCCCUUGUGGGAGUAAAGCCGGAAAUUAAAAAGCGAAUUGGAAGAAGUCCUGGUAGACCCUCAACUGCUAAAAGUACUACCAAAAUGAAUACUCGAAGCAAGAGUAGAGGUCGUGUUAUACGUUUAGACAGUGGUCAUGAUGAAUCGGAAGCACAGCAACCAAAGAAAGUGGUACGUCGCUCAAGUGUAAAUCGUUCAACAAAAUUGAUGAACAAUGCACAAAAUCUAUGGUCUGAACAACACAGUAGUGCAUCUGUAGUCCUUCGUGAUAUUCUCCAUUCAUCCAGAUCCAAUAGUCGUCAAAGUUCAUGUACGAACUCCGAACUUGAGAUGAUUGAUCAAAAUAUUGCAGAACGUGAGUCUCCUGUUUUAACAGAAGAGGAUUUCAGACGUUCUGACAUAGAAGAUACAGUUUCAGAAGUGUACAUGAUUCAACCGCGAAACAUGUUACGUGUUACAAACAGGUCCACCAGACAAAAGUCGGCAACACCGGAUGAACAAAAUGUCGAACCAAUAAUUCAUGAAAAAGAAGCAACACCUUUGAAUCCAUUGAAUACAGAAAUUUCCGAUUCUGAUGAAGAGGUUAAAAAUGUACAUAACAAAGACCAUUUCAUCGUAAUAAAAAUGAUUAAGUUUCUUCUUACAGCUUUUUUGAUUUCGGGCACGCCUUUAAUUUGCAUGUACCUUUAUAAUACAUGUAAUAUAGACAAGUGCGUUUUUCGGUAUCCCCAAGUAACUGAUCUAAAUAAUCUUGAACUUUAUUUUUCAAAGCAAGCCUCCAUGAUGAACAUUGCCUUUCUUUCAUUUUUAACAGUUUUUUCUAUUAUUCGCAUAUUCGGAACUAGCGCCUUUGGUUUUCCCACUAGGGAUGGUGUUUUAAAUUACUACUUCAAUGGUUUUUUUAGUAUAAUUAUCAUCACAGUUAUUUUUACUUUGUUACACCGGUAUAAUUUUCCUAUUUUGCAAUACAUUCAUGAACAAGAUUUCAGAUUGAUAAUUUCCUCACUGAUAUGUGCAUUUUUAAUUUCGCUUAUUUUACAUCUGAGGAAGUACUAUGUUUCUAUGGUACCAUCAAUUAUGGAACCAAAAAGGAAUACAAUUUCAGAAUUUUGGAAUGGAUGCGAAUUGAAUCCUCGCAUUUUUUCUAUUUUUGAUGUCAAGCUGAUUUAUUAUAGAAUGGCAAUUAUGGGAACGAUUUUAUUGCUGACAGCCUAUGUACAUGAAGACGCUUGGAACCUUAUAAGAAAUGUGUUAUAUGGUGAAGCCACUGAUUACAAUUCUACCCUAAUUCUUGUAACUGCUCUGAAUAUUUUUUUUCAUUUGGAUUUGGUGUUUCAUGAGAAACAACUGACUGCCACUUUUGAAAUUCAGAAUGAGGGUACUGGAUUCAUGUUAUUACUGAAGGACAAUCUUUAUCCAUUUGUCACAGCUUUUCCUGUGAAAUAUAUACUAUAUCGAAACAUAAGAGCACCCUCUAUAGCAUUAGCAUUUAUCGUAGGCAUGUUUUUUGUUGGUUAUUUGCUGUUUCGAUAUAGUAAUAACAUGAAAUAUGCUGUUCGAAUUAACCCAGCUGAUUACAGAAUUAAUUAUAAAGAUUUAUAUAUAACUUUUUCUGGUAAGAAGCUGCUUCUUGCUAAGACAUGGGGUUUUGUUAGGCAUCCUAACUAUUUGGGACACAUCAUGGUUUUAGUUUCAUUUAGUUUGGCCUUACUCUGGAGUGCACCUUUCAAUGUAAUAAGCUUUUUGCCACUAAUUAUUAGUGUAAUAUUUCUACUACACCGAGCUGCACGAGAUGGUCGCCAGUGUGAGAAAAAACACGGUGCCAGUUGGACGAGGUACUGUAAUGUGGUAAAAUAUAAGAUAGUACCACAUAUAUAUUAGUAAAUUGAAGUGAAAGAUAAAAACUCUUAUAUUUAACUGGGAUUUUAGUGAGUUUGAGUGCUGAUAUUUUGAUGAGCUGGA
Molecule: messenger RNA, 2384 nt
Organism: Ctenocephalides felis (cat flea)
Lineage: Eukaryota; Metazoa; Arthropoda; Insecta; Siphonaptera; Pulicidae
Product: delta(14)-sterol reductase-like
Exons: 10
Coding region: 147-2303 (718 amino acids)
Biological process (GO): sterol biosynthetic process
Cellular component (GO): endoplasmic reticulum membrane; nuclear inner membrane
Molecular function (GO): oxidoreductase activity, acting on the CH-CH group of donors, NAD or NADP as acceptor
Source: RefSeq, a predicted model, not a curated record